Messenger RNA from Puntigrus tetrazona (Sumatra barb), 1384 nucleotides. RefSeq names its product membrane-spanning 4-domains subfamily A member 12-like. The transcript has 8 exons. The record is from RefSeq and is a predicted model, not a curated record. Gene Ontology annotation, cellular component: membrane. The coding region runs from base 516 to 1160 and encodes 214 amino acids. Lineage: Eukaryota; Metazoa; Chordata; Actinopteri; Cypriniformes; Cyprinidae.
AAAGCCAAAGCUCACGAGCUCGACGUGAAGUAUUGCCUGCCUAGCUGAGCGGUUUCAUUGUUGAUUCUGAUUCCAAAUGAUCAACUAGCAAAGGCCAGGGAAUAAAUCUACAGUGGAUUAGAUUCAAUUAAAUCUUUUUCAAACACUAAAAAAAGACCGUUUCAAAACAGUAGCACACGGUUUUUAACAUAUUCGGUGAUAUCUGACCACAUCAGCCAAAUAUUAGCAUGUUCUAUCGUUCUCUGUCUACACCAGACACACACUAAAAACCUGACAUUUAAGUAUAAAUUAAGAGGAGGACCUGUUUACUGAUGAAUGAAACGCUGAUUUCAGAAGUCAGUGUAUUCUUCUCCUUCUAUGAACUUCCUGUGUCUGAUGUCUACGCUAGUCGCUGACGCAACUCAGGGUUUCACAAGAAAACCAAAACCAGCAGGUCCUCUCGUUUCUCCACGCUGUAAACCAAAGCUCACAACUUCCCGUUUCAUUCAGCGGUCCUUUGAGAUUGAGAAAGCAGAAUGUCGCUCAUCGUCCAGCUCCAGCCAGGAACACAAACAGCUCCUUUCACGACGCUGAACGAUGCUCCUGUGCGUGUUCAACUACAACCGGUGACAGGAACCUCGACUCUUCAGGACCUUCAGGCAUUUCUAAAAGGACGCCUGAAAGCCCUUGGGAUGGUCCAGAUUAUUAUCGGUCUGCUGACUCUUCUCUUUGGCAUCGUGCAUACAGUUUAUGCAGAGUCCCUCUACAUCUCUGUUGGUCUUCCUUACUGGGGAUCUCUCAUCUACAUUACCUCAGGCUCACUCUGUAUCGCUGCAGAAUACAAGAUUAAUUCACCCUCCAAUUUCUGUUUGGUGAAUGCUUUGCUUAAAGUGAACAUUGUCUGUAUUGUAAAUGCAGGCAUGGCCAUUAUUUUGCUUUUAGUGGAUUUCAUUGUAGGUCCACUCAAACGCUGCUUUGAUGAUGACUGUACUAAUGAAAGGAGAGAAUAUGAGGCUCUCUCAAAGGGAAUCAGGGGUGUGUUGUUGGUAAUCGUCACGCUUGAGUUCGUCAUCUCCUUCUUUCUGUUGGUGUUUAUCUGUAAAACCAACUCCUGCUGUUCUCCUCCUCAGUUUCAGAUUACUCCGGUCGUACAGUCGUCUGAUUCCAGGGCAAUUCCUUAACAGAUCCGAGAUACCGGAUUCCAGCAGCUCUUCCGUUCAUCACCCGAGCAAUCCAUAUGAAUAAGUGUGUUACAUAUAAAAAAAAUACACUUACAGAAGAUACACUUCUCUUGAGAUUGGGUUUACAUAUAGCUGAACAUUUCAUAUAUAAAGAUUUGUGAUUUACUUAUUUUUGUAAAAAGAAAAGUGCACUGAAAACAAUAAAAAGUACAUUUUUUGGACUA